Brienomyrus brachyistius is the source of this 3521-nucleotide messenger RNA. RefSeq lists its product as uncharacterized. NCBI's taxonomy places the organism in Eukaryota, Metazoa, Chordata, Actinopteri, Osteoglossiformes, Mormyridae. Bases 63 to 3392 code for a protein of 1109 amino acids. The record is from RefSeq and is a predicted model, not a curated record. The transcript has 21 exons.
CCCAAACCGGAUAUAACCUCGGAGCCAAUCAGCCAUUUGAAAGGCGGGUCCCUGCACAGACUAUGAUGGAAGGAUUUCCGGUGCGGACGUGCUAUGAAGCUGAAGAUGCUAGUGAUGAAGACCAGGAAGACCUUCCGUAUGAUGGAGACCUUGGCACGACGGACACCGGUCGUGCUGCAAACACUGGGAACUGCUCCCUUUCUGACAAUUCCCCAAGAGUACCCCAUUUUGAGGGUGAAUUCAUUGCCCUGGCUUCUCACACAAAUUCUCUAUUAAAAGACCAGUAUACCGUUGAUGGUUCGGCUUCGAGGAUGGUAAGUGGUAAGAUUAAUGAGAUACGAAGCAGUUACACCAGAGAUACUGACGUCAUUGGCCACGCUGCCAUGGAUCAACAAAAUAGCAAAAGUUGCAUUGAGGCAAUGGAGUACAAAUCUGACCAAGACACAGGUACUGUAGCCAGGACUCACGACAGAGAACCUCCUUCAGAUGUCACAGACCUGCUGCUGAGACAUCUUCCUCAGGAGGAACUGUUUAACUCCAGUAAAUACAUCGAAGCAGAGACCAUGCCUGAGGUCUCCUUCAUUGACAGUGUUGAGGAGACGGUAUUAACCAAACUCCCAUGUUCUCCAAGACACAGUGAAGAUCACAGUAGUGCUAUGGAGAAUAGUCUACGGGUACACCGAGAUGGUCCGCUGAAUCGAGCAUGUAAGCCUCCAGUGCUAGAGAGUGUGGAGCUGGAGGAACUAGAGGAUUCCCAGACAAGUAAGCAGAUCUCAGGAAGUGAUGAAUCAGUAGCCCUGGAAGAGCAAUCAGAACUUUGCUGCAGAUCCAGUAAUUCAGAGCUAACAGAUGAACAUGAAGAAAUCCCAAGGUUAAGUGGCUUCAGAUCAUGCAGCGAACUCAAAUACGGACAAGGCCAAGUCCACUACCCUCUUCCCGACUUCUCCAAGGUGGCACCCAAAGUGAAAAUCCCGAGAAGCGUCAAUCCUGCAAAGUCCGACAGUAAGUUUCCCAGUGACCCUAGAUUCCAGGCCUCCCCAAGCACGCUCAGGAAAUCCAGCGGAACGACCACAGUGGUCAUCAGCGAAGUUCUUGAGGAUUCUGUUCAGCCAUCUGCCGGGCUCCCACAUGAGUUUGAUAACCAGCUGAAACACGGAGGCCAUCAUAAGACAUCAGAGCUUGUGCAGCAUUUACAGGCUGAAUAUGAUAAAUUAUUAACCAGAUAUGCAGAAGCAGAAAAUCUCAUUGAUCAGUUGAGGCUUGGUACUACAGCACCAGCAUCCUCAGACCCUACAUUCCCACCUGAAUACAUGGUCCUGCCUGAGAUGGAGAUUGCUGGAAAGGCCACCAACCACACGGACUCAAAACAAAUCCACCCUCUCCCUACAGGGCAUCCUCAGCACUUGGACGACCUUAAAAAAUUGGACAGCCACAUGACGGCGACAGAUAAACAGCCCAGUGAAGGAGAAAGAAUGACUAAUGAACUAAAAGAAAUAAUUAGCCGAUUCAUGAUAAAGGUGGAAGAAUUUAAAAUGUGCCUCGACAGUUUGCCCACGGGCAUUUCGGAACAGCAGAUGAUCUUUAAGGGUCUGGUACAAGCCCAGGAUCAGUUAGAGAGACAUUAUAUUGCCAAGAAAGAAGAACACAGAGCACUGCAGAUGCAAAAUUACAUGGGAGUGGUAAUAAAUGCUGGCGAAUUCGAUCCUGAGAGGCAGGUGGAAGGAGAGAUUUUCAGGACGGGCAUGUUCCUGGAGGACAUAAAAGAGCUUAUAGACAAUAACAUCUGCAGUCAAUUCUCCCCGCCUACGUUAUCUUCAAGCCCUGCACAGUUGCUACAUGACGGCACCACCUCUUUAAGCCCAGCAGUACUACAAGCGGGCCAAAAUCCCAGACUCUCCACCAGCAGUCCAGUUGUCAUGGACACGGUGGGCGGGGCAGAUGUUGAGACCUGCAGUAGUCCUACUCUACCAGCGUCCGAUUCUGUGCUACAGAGCCAUCAGUACCUGGGGAGUUCAGACGCAUCUCCAGAGCAGCACGAGUCUCCUACCUGUAAGGUGGAAGAGAGGCUUUCUAAAGGCCUUUUCCAGAGUGGGAGCUUGCAUCUGUCGCCAACUACUGUACCACAGGGGAAGCGGAGGAAACCUGAGAGUCAGCAGAAUUCCCUGAAGACUAGGGAUCCAUUGUCUUCGGAUUGUAUGGAGGAUGCACCCACGUUUCUCCACUUAAAGGCUGGGGGCUUCUCACAUAAACCCCGGUCUUCCUUGCAGAGCACAGCAACUCCUGAGACAGAUAGUGGAAUUGGAGGAUUGGGCACAAAUUGUCCAGCUGUGGAGCUUUUUCACUCAUCUCCGUGGACAGAGAACGCGGGAGGCUCUCGGUUCACACAAGCAUUGCAUUCUGAACACAUAUCUGAAGGGCAUGCAGCUCCUUGUGCCAUGACUGAUUCAGACGGCAAGGGCUCCUGGUCCAAUGCACAGAGAGCCAAGGACCCGACUGCGCAGCCCAAACAGCCAGGGCAGACGUCUGCGAGCACCGUGGGCCGGUGGACAUGCAGCAUUGCCAGGGAGAACUCCGCACUGCUGACCGCAGAGUGGACAGCUGACUCCCCCCACGCUCAUGCCCUGGAGGCCCAUGCGGGGAAUCUGCCCAAGGUCUGCAGGCGGUCCAGGGAUAGAACGACAGCCGAGACUCUCUCCCACACCUGCUCCUGUCACCGCGAUUUGAUUCUAGCUCUCCAGACCGAGGUGGGCAGCCUGAAGCGGGAUUUGGAGCAGAGUCUGUUGUGUCUGCCUUACAUUGCUAAAAGGAUGGACUACCUGGCCUCGAGGUUUACGCAGGAUACUGGGCGGAAAAGAAAGCCCAGAGCUCACCACAGAACCACCUCCACCGGACAUGAAGCUCUGAUGAAGACCAGCACAAACCCACUCCUGGAGGAGAAUGGAAGCUCCACAGAUAUGGAUCCAAGGAGAACAGGAUGGAGCUCCACCCUCGCCAAAGAGAGGCAUUAUUCAUUCAGCACCCAUUCUGCAACACAACCUAUCGAUCCACCAUUUGACAAAAACUGGCGAUCAUCCUGUAGUUUACCUGCUAGCUUUGCAGACAUAGAGCAGCUGCCUAAGGCUGGAUGGAGACUCCCUGGUAGCCAAUCAGAUUCUGCCCUUCUGCCUCACCAUCCUUCCUUUCUGAAGUCAGGACGUUCUCCUCAUUCCACCUGCAGAGUCAGGAGUCACCACAAGUACAAAAGGGAGGAAGAAAACAUCAGCCGAACGCUGGACCGGGCUAUCGAGGCUGCGUGGACCAUGAAGCUAACGACGGACCAGAUGGCCCUGAGACUGUCAGCUGACCUGGCCAAAGCAGAUCUGUACAGGAAGCUGCAUGGUUUCAGCCCGUAGCCGGGAUGGUUAAACUCCAAAAGCCAGACGGCACCUUGACACUGCAAACCCUCCACAAAUGCGUCAUAUUUAAUCUUUCGAAAGGCACUGUUAAAUACUCAGGGAAAAUAAACUUGUCUUUAACAGACU